AUGAGAAAUUACACAGAAGUAACAGAGUUUAUUCUUCUUGGACUGACAAAUGACCUACAGUGGCAGGUUGUACUUUUCAUAUUUCUUCUUGUUACCUACAUGCUAAGUGUAACUGGGAACCUGAUCAUUAUCACCCUCACCCUUACAGAUCCCCACCUGCAGACUCCAAUGUAUUUCUUCCUUCGAAACUUCUCAGUCCUAGAAAUAUCGUUCACGUCAGUCUGCAUUCCCAGAUUCCUUGUCACUAUUGUGACAGGGGACAGAACCAUUUCUUAUAAUGGUUGUAUGGCUCAGCUAUUUUUCUUCAUCUUCUUGGGGGUGACAGAAUUUUACCUUCUGGCUGCCAUGUCCUAUGACCGCUAUGUGGCCAUCUGCAAACCUCUACAUUACACCACCAUCAUGAGCAGCAGAGUCUGUAUCCUUCUUGUCUUUAGCUCUUGGCUUGCUGGAUUCCUCAUCAUCUUUCCACCAAUAAUCCUGGUGAUGCAAUUGGAUUUCUGUGCCUCCAAUAUAAUCGAUCAUUUUAUCUGUGACUCUUCUCCCAUUCUGCAGCUUUCUUGCACAAACACUAGCUUUCUAGAACUCAUGGCAUUUUUUCUAGCUGUGCUAACACUUAUGGUCACCUUAACACUAGUUAUUCUCUCCUACAUGCAUAUCAUCCAGACAAUUGUGAGAAUUCCUUCCACAAGUCAAAGGAAAAAAGCCUUUUCCACUUGUUCCUCCCACAUGAUAGUUGUCUCCCUCUCUUACGGUAGCUGCAUUUUCAUGUACAUUAAGCCUUCUGCAAAGGAGAGGGUAACUUUAAGCAAAGGAGUGGCUGUGCUCAAUACCUCGGUGGCUCCUCUCUUGAAUCCUUUCAUAUAUACACUAAGAAAUCAGCAAGUGAAGCAAGCCUUCAAGAACAUGGUCCAGAGAAUGGCCUUUUCUUCAAAUAAAUGA
Molecule: messenger RNA, 939 nt
Organism: Rhinolophus ferrumequinum (greater horseshoe bat)
Lineage: Eukaryota; Metazoa; Chordata; Mammalia; Chiroptera; Rhinolophidae
Product: olfactory receptor 6C75-like
Exons: 1
Coding region: 1-939 (312 amino acids)
Biological process (GO): G protein-coupled receptor signaling pathway
Cellular component (GO): membrane
Molecular function (GO): olfactory receptor activity; G protein-coupled receptor activity
Source: RefSeq, a predicted model, not a curated record